Coccinella septempunctata (seven-spotted ladybird) is the source of this 1428-nucleotide messenger RNA. RefSeq lists its product as uncharacterized. The transcript has a single exon. The coding region runs from base 1 to 1428 and encodes 475 amino acids. The record is from RefSeq and is a predicted model, not a curated record. NCBI's taxonomy places the organism in Eukaryota, Metazoa, Arthropoda, Insecta, Coleoptera, Coccinellidae.
AUGUUAGAGAUCGUGGCAACAUUUAGUGAGACCAUAAAAAUGGAGAUGGGGCUGGACAAGUGCGCAAGGCUAACAGUCAAGAGGGGAAAAAUAAUUGAGAAUAACUCCAAUAUCUUGAAUCCAAAUGCCAUUCAGAACCUCGGCCGGGAUGAAACCUAUAAGUAUCUAGGUAUACAGCAAGCUCUAGAAAUUAAAAACGCUGAAAUGAAGGAAGCCUUUAGUAAGAAACUUUUUUAUCGGGUGAACCAAGUGCUCAAGUCCAAAUUAAAUUCAAAAUCUUUGUUUCUAGCCUUGAACACAUGGGCAUUGCCCAUAAUGACGUACACCUUCGGGAUACUUACAUGGUCGGCUACAGAACUGCAGGCAUUGGACACGAAGAUCCGCACCAUUUUGACGAAAUACGGAGUACAUCACCCUCACUCAUCCGUGGCAAGACUCUAUCUCCAAAGACAUCUAGGGGGAAGAGGAAUGCUUAACCUAGAAACAACACAUGACAAAUCCGUAUUAAAACUAAGGGAAUACUUCAUGAAGCAGAACUCACCUUUUGUCAGGACCCUUCGUUCAGUCGAUGUAGGAUGCUCCCCAUUGCGGCUAUCGGAUUCCGACUUCACACAACCGAUUCGCACUCAGCAAAACCUGCAGGAGGAAUGGAAAGCUAAGGUAUUGCAUGGUAGAUACCCUAAUAAUUUAGAAAACAACAAUGUGAAUAAAAAAGAAUCCUUAACUUACCUUAAGGCGGGCUACCUGUUUCCUGAAACCGAAGGCCGGCUGCUUGCAAUACAGGAUCAGGUGGUUCCUACCAGGUCUUACCUCAAAAACAUAGCGGGACAACAACUUACCUCUGAUCUAUGUAGAAAAUGCAAGCAGGGACCUGAACACAUCCAACAUGUUACGUCUGGUUGCUCAAUCCUUGCACCGAGAGAAUACACGGAUAGACACAACCAAAUGGCAAAAGUUUACCAUCAGGCCAUGGCACUGAAAUUAAAAUUAAUUAAAACAAAGAGAAAAAAUCAUCUAUACUUACCUGAGAAUGUCCUCGAGAACGAAGAAUUUAAACUGUAUUGGGACACCACGAUGGUGACAGACAGACCAGUUGCAAAUAACCGACCGGAUAUCGUCUUACUAAAUAAAAGAGAAAAAAGCUGUGUGAUCAUCGAUAUAACGGUUCCUUCAGACGACAAUAUUUCAAGGGCCUACACUGAAAAACUGACAAAAUACUUCGAUCUGUCGUUCGAACUAAAGGAGAUGUAUAGGCUCAAGAAAAUAUCUAUUAUCCCACUGGUGAUGUCGGUCAACGGACUCGUAGAGGAACAUCUUGUUGAUAAUACAAAGCUGUUGGAACUUGACAGCUAUGUUGUCUCGAGUGCCCAGAAGGAGGUCAUACUGGGCACUACACGUAUCGUAAGACGCUUCCUUCAUAGCUCUUGA